Messenger RNA from Serendipita indica DSM 11827, 2451 nucleotides. NCBI's taxonomy places the organism in Eukaryota, Fungi, Basidiomycota, Agaricomycetes, Sebacinales, Serendipitaceae. The record is from the annotation of a GenBank genome assembly.
AUGUCGCAGUCGCGGACUCCAAAGCGGGCGCGUCUUAGUUGCGCAGAGUGCAGACGCCUCAAAAUCAAGUGUGACCGCGUCGCGGUUGCGCUUCGCUUUGUCCUGAUGGGAGUCUGGCAAUCCAGAUAUGUCCUGAGCGAUACCGAGAGUCUUCACCGCAAAAUUGAAGAACUCACUCUCCGAGUCCGCGAGCUCGAAAGCGGCCUUCAGGCUGAGCGCUCCCUCACUUCAUCAGAGCCCCAUCCAUUGCUUGAUGAAUCUCUUUUGUCCAUUGCCGCGCCUGCAACUCAAGAAGAUCACUCAGCACUGGCUGAGGAUGGCCCCAUCUCUGGAUUCGGGACCCUCAUGGUUGCUGAAGAUGGAACGAGAAUGAAGUGGCUUGGCGCUACAGCGGUCGCCGCAUGGUUCCUCGAGGAUGGCGUGGACGAAGACGCCGCAGCCCAUCAAAAUUCAGAAUGGGAGCUUGACAAGCAUAUUCUCGAUCUCUGCCACAACUUUCCAUUUGGAAACCUUCUCAUUCACGACAAGUCUAAAGAGGAGCUGUACAAUUAUGUCCCACAGGACGAAGCGGAUGCCCAUCUACUCGUCGACCGCUUCUUCAACUCGGUGGGAUGGCUUUACAACUUUGUGCCACGCCAAAAGCUACACGAGAUGGUGCAGUCCAUGUAUGAUCCGAGCAUGCAGAUUAUCGGUCCACACAAACUUGCGGUCGUCUACAUGAUCUUUGCGCUCAACGUUUUAGUCGACCAGGAUCCCAAGCCCGAAUGGCGCAGUUCUCAUACAUACUCUCAGCUCGCUAGGGCUUGUCUGGGCGUGGAGACCGUCUUUGGAACCAAUGCAACAUUGGCGACCGUGCAGGCACUGUCGCUGCUCUCGCUCUGGUACCAGCUCGCCGAUGAUUCAGGUGACCCAUCGCGAAGCUGGGGGUGCCUCGGCUUGACAUUCAAGGUCGCGCAGAGUAUUGGAUUGCACAGAGACGGCAAGAACUGGAAUCUAUCAGAAGAGGAGUCGCUCGACCGACGAAGGGUGUUCUGGGAACUCCAGGCCCUUGAUGUCUGGCAGGCUCUAGGGUAUGGGCGUCCGCCGAGCUUAGUCAAGCCACAUUUCGACUGUCCUCAACCAUUUGAUACGGAAGAGAGUCUUGGGCAUCCACCAAACUUUCAUCGCUGGAAGCAUCAUUACAUUUCGGCCAUCAUGAGUGUUCUAGACCACGCUCUUAUUUCGAAUUCGACAACCUCGUCCACGAGCCCGCAUGCUAUCAUUCUCAAAUUGGACACCAAGAUUCGGAGCUGUGCGAUUCCAGCAAAGCUCCAACUCAAGGACGCAGCUGCGCGCAGCCAGGCAGACGAGAUGCUGCUUCUGCAACAUUAUACGUCAAUGCUCUCGAAAGAGUCGGCGCUGAUGUACCUCCAUCGAGGAUUCUUUGCACGUGCCGUUUUUGAUCCCCCGCACGAGCCACUACGCCAUAAAUACUCGCACUCGGUCCUCGCGUGUUUUACCUCGGCGUGCCAGAUCCUGAGGUGGAUGCGGGAGGUUGUUUAUCCUUAUUCGCAUCUAUUGAACAGGCUGUUCGGAUGGUGGGGACACGCGUAUUCGUCGGCGGUCACCCUUGGCGGACUCGUGGUCAUGAGUCCUGGCUGCAACCUAGCCGAACAAGCCCUUCGGGAGUUUGAUGCCGCAAUCGAAAUGCUCAAUCAUGGCACCGUCGGCCCAAAGGCUCGUCGAAUUCUCCCCGCACUAGAGAAGCUCCAGAAAAAGGCAAGGGAAAAUUAUGAGCUAUUCCGGGCUGGCAAGUGGCAUCCAGACAAUAAGAAGAAUCCUCCCCCGCCAGAGAUGCCGGGUCUAGGUGCCGCAUCACUUCCUCUGGCCAGCAAAAUGCAUUCCCAACCCCAAGAUUUCGAUGUCAGUAAUCACCCUGGGCUAUGGGAGAUGGAGGUCCAGCCAUCGCCACCUUCGUCCCGUGGCUUUUCGGGUUCCAUCUCGCCAGAGGAUCAGAUUGCUCUCCAACUUCCAAUCCAUACCCCAGGUCCCUCAAUCCCGAUCACCGUGGACAUGGCACGUCCAGAACUUAGCAUCCCACCAGAGGGCAUAGCAUACCAGCGGGCGCAGAGAGCACAGUCGUUUGACGAUUACCUACGACUUCAUAGGAUGCAGGACUCAUACAUGGUGAAUACCAACACACAGUCAGCACCUCCUGUGACAACGACGUUACCCUCCUUCUCACAACACCCCUAUCAGAUGCCUCCUACCGGUCAUGCUCCAGCCACCACAGUUGCCGCAGCGACACCCUGGACAGGACAUGAUCAACACAUGGUAUACUACGAUCCCAUGUCACUCCACCAACCACCCCCACCACUCGAUGGUUCUGUAGCAUUCGAGCCUCACGAUGCAGGAGGCGAUCAUUACAACGAGGUUUCAUGGCAACUCUUCGUCAACGGUCUAGGUCUAUAA